UGGGACAAUAGUGACAUGGAGUCACAUGAAGAUCUCUGCACACCGGUCAUUUAUAUAAAUAAGAGAAUGAAGAAGGGAUGUUUGGAAUCACACGAUGGAACUCUGCUGAAGAUGUUGGAACAGAUUGCGACCCUUGUUGUCCUCGUACUCUCUCUAACACAAGCCUUGCACAUUAGCAAUGGCCCUCAAAGCAAAAUUACACACUUAGUGAGGAUCUGGAAUGCACUGCCUGGAAGUGUGAUGGAGACAGGAUCACUUGAUCACAGCGCAGCAUUGGACUGGCCAAAGGACUGUGGUGUACCCCAGUUCACGCCGAAUAUAGCUGGGAGGAUCGUAUCGGGGAAUGAGGCACAGCCACAUUCCUGGCCAUGGCAGGUCUCUUUACAGGUGCGCUCCAGGGGGAGUAGGUCCUACAAACAUGUUUGUGGUGGAACUCUCAUUCACAAACACUGGGUUCUGACGGCAGCACAUUGCUUUCAAAAAGGCAAAGCAGAAGAUGCUGGGAAUUGGCGUAUUGUACUCGGUAAGCACAACCUGAACUGGACUGAACGGACAGAGAAGAUCUACCGUGUGAAAAGAAUCUACAAACAUGAACACUAUCGCUACCCACUCCUCAAUGAAAUUGAUGAUGAUAUUGCUAUGGUCAGAUCAGCAGUAGACAUUCCACAGACCAACUAUGUCCGAUAUGCCUGCAUACCUGAGACUGCCAGGCAACUGCGUCCUGGGCAUUUGUGCUGGACCACAGGCUGGGGUGCCACCAGAGGACAAAAGGAAAACAUCAUAUUAUCUGAAGUUCUGAAUCAAGCCAGGCUGCCAAUCAUUGAUCAUCAAACUUGCAAAAUGAAAAAAUUCUGGGGGGACCGAGUGAGGAACACGAUGAUCUGUGCCGGUUACAAAGAUAAAGAGGGACCACCAGCUGCUUGCCAGGGGGAUUCUGGUGGUCCUCUUCUCUGUCAGCUUGAUUCGCACAAGUGGGAAGUCCAUGGGGUGGUCAGUUUCGGACCUAUUGGUUGCACAGUUGAGAACAAGCCGAGCGUCUUUACCAGAACGACUGCCUAUCUCCCUUGGAUUGAGAAAACAAGGAUUCGGGACUAUUUCUUUGACUAAAGCCAAGGCUGUCUGCACCAUCGCUUCAGUUUAGGCAAACAAGGAGUGUUGUAAAGUAUUAAUUACUAUAGAAA
Messenger RNA from Chiloscyllium plagiosum (whitespotted bambooshark), 1181 nucleotides. Its product is annotated as elastase-1. The record is from RefSeq and is a predicted model, not a curated record. NCBI's taxonomy places the organism in Eukaryota, Metazoa, Chordata, Chondrichthyes, Orectolobiformes, Hemiscylliidae. Gene Ontology annotation, biological process: proteolysis. Gene Ontology annotation, molecular function: serine-type endopeptidase activity.